AUGACCGACGAAAGCCCCUCAAGAAGGAGCAAUACCCUCUCAGAAAGAAAUAUCUCUCCAAGAGCCAGUUCAAAUGUCUCCUCCCCACCCAUGUCCUCCCUCUUCAGCACACCCCCCAAACAAUCCGGCCCCCGAAAACUCAAAUUCCUCACCAAAUCCCGCGCAGCCGAGCUCCGCAAGCGAGAAAGCGAAUACAUCAACCCAAACCCACGUCCGCUUCCAUCCCCAUCCCAAUCCUCACGUCUCACCUUCGGCGUGGAGCUAGAAUUCAACAUCGCCUACCUCUUACCAUCCGGACGUAUCUUUCGGGACACCGAUCUCGCAGAGGGACUUCCAUAUACCACGGAUCCCGACCCCGAGGAUCCGCGGGUGGUGAGAGGACUGGCGACUUACGAACCGGAUCCAGAGGAAGAGCUAACGCUAUCUCAGCAGGUAGAAGCGUAUCGCGAGCAACGUGAGCAGAUCUUUACACAUAUCAGGGAUACCCUUCGAGCAGCGGGUCUCCCUUGCCGACUGGGUGAUGACUAUAGCAAUCCCAAGCCCGAGCAUUUGGUAUUGCUAAGUGAUUCAUCCGUCGAACCACUCGAGGAUGAUGAUUCUGCUGAUAACUAUAAUUUUAUGGAUGUCGAGAUAACAUCUCCCCCGUUCUACGACCACGAGGACAGCCGAAGACAGGUCAAAGCAGUUUGUGAAAUCCUCACUAGUACAUACCGCAUCAACGCCAAGGGAAACAAAACAUGCGGGAUGCACGUCCAUGUAAGUUCUCGAGUUCCAUUUGACCAGUUUUCCAAAAAGACACAGGAGGAAUUCCCAUACGGGUAUUCAGGGUAUCAUCCCAGACACUUGGCUUCCCUAAUGGCCUGCCUCUGGGUCUUCGAGAAUCGCCUCCAGCGAAUCCAUCCAGAGCACCGAAGAGCCGGUCAUGAAGCCGCUGAGUAUUGCAUGCCUCUAGCCACGGGAAGCUGGCUCACAUCCGAUAGCGACUUUCUAAGAGAAGGCUGGAGACAAAGAGGACUCAAGACUCUGCUCGCAGCAAGGGAUGAAAAGACGUGCCAGGAGAUAUGUUUUCUAACCCGAGGAUUCCAGGAACGUCUGAGCUACAAUACUCGAACCCUCAGCUGGGAUAAAGGCAUAAGAACCGUGGAGUUUCGUCAACACGAAGGUACCGUGGAAGCAGAAGAAGUUUUCCAAUGGAUAAAGGUCUGAUUGCGUUGGUAAAGUUUGCCUUCAAAGUUGACGAAAAAGCCCUUGAUGGGUUUUUGAAAAGACAUGUCGACGACGCUCUUGAGGACUACACUGCCAUGGAUCUUCUGAAAGCCAUCAGUAGUGCUGACUCAGCAGUGUAUUAUGAGAAGAAGAUGCGUGAACGGGACGCAGUAGAAGAAGAAUAG
Hymenoscyphus albidus is the source of this 1391-nucleotide messenger RNA. NCBI's taxonomy places the organism in Eukaryota, Fungi, Ascomycota, Leotiomycetes, Helotiales, Helotiaceae. The record is from the annotation of a GenBank genome assembly.